AUCCGCCCCGACCACGAACGGCUACUUGAACUCCAAUUGCUACGUUCAAGACAGAGAUUUCUCGAGUCGACCGAGCAAAACAAGCAAGAUAUCAUCCACUGCUUCGCAACACACACCCACACUACUACGAAUACCUCCCCAAAAUCGUUUUUAUCGGACAUGUCGACUCGUGUCGUGACGGUGACUACACCAAGCUUCGAUGUGGCGGGGUCUCCCACCACCAAAGACUGCAACAACGGAGAAACYACCCCUUCCUAUCGACCCAACUCUUCACACAGCUAUCUGUUAUGUGACGAUCCCAGCAAUCACUCUCCGUUUGUGAACCCAAACGCCACCGCGGGGGGUUCCACCGGCGGCGGCAGUUUCGACGCGAAGAAAGACCGUCCCGGCGGAAGACCGCAMCGGCAGCGACGGAACUGGCCAUCGCGGUCGACGACCCCGGUGUGGAUCCUGCAAUCCAUCGCCYUCGCAGACAAGAUCUUCGUGUCGUGGUGGUUGAUGUGGGUUCUGGAUGUCUGGCACAAGCACGUUCCUCUCUUCCUCAAGCGCAAACUUUGUUUUUGGGCCUGGGGGUGGUACKUUUCGGUUCACACGCUUGUAGUCUGUGGAUGGAUGGGAUUGUACAGCGAUGAUCGCUUCUAUCGGUYGUCCCCGCCGUCGCCRCACUCCGAUGGCAAAGGCAAGAGCGGCAGCGAUUUCAUMAGCAACGAAUACAAGGCGUAUUCGACGCUCUGUUACCCGUCGCAAUUUUUUGUGGUCGACGUUCCACGCAUGCGCUUCGCACUGAGCCAGCUCAACGUCAUCAGCUCGAGAGACAUACCAUGCGAGGAAUGCGUCGAACGAGUCGCCGACGGCACAAAUAGCCGUGGCGUCGACCAAACAGGCACCAACCACCGCAGCGAAAGGCCGUUCGUCGUCCCCGACGCGCAGCGCGAUCACCAAACCGUACGGGGACUCUAUGUGACGAACCCAAACAAGCGCAGCAACGACAACACUCUGUCCCACACGCGAAGCAUUUUGUUCUGGUUUUUUGGCGGAGCCUACCUGGCGGGUGACGCCGAGGGAAACCUAUCGCUGGCCAACGAAUUCAUGGAAGACUGCAACGCGGACGCGGUCUUUGUUCCMGAAUACAGGCUGGCUCCGGAGGCGAAAAUCGAUGAYGUGUUGUGGGACGCCGCCUGGGCCUAUCGUUACUUGGUCAAGAGGCUGCAAAAAGAGAGCAGCCAGCAGAAUCAACAUACCGACACCGAAAUCGUGUUUGUGGGCAUUUCGAGCGGGGGGGCCAUCGCCCUGCGCCUCUUACAGCUGUUGCGGGAUCGAUCCCUGACAACGAAAGAAGGGUCGUCGCUGCCCGUGACACCCUCGUUUCUGGAGCCCGUCUUGGACGACAUCGUGUCACGGACGAUCAAGAGUGCGGAGCCUUCUWCGAGCAAAACCAAAUCCAUCCGAGUGGCGGGGGCCGUCCUUUUUGCCCCCUACGUCGACUACCGAGACCCACAACCACCGAGCGGUUCGUUUGUGCAAAAUUCCGAGUUCGACUGGGUCGUCACACAAGCCGUCCAGCACUACGGACUGCCCUACCUCAACGAAUUUGUUCCUCCGCUUGGCGACGACCUGCUCCGAACGAACGAUGACCACAGUGGGUACAAUACAAACGGACGGAUUCAAUACUCUCCGCUCACUCACGACAUGAACGGGUUGCCACCGUUGUGCUUAAUUGCGAGUGAACACGAAGCGUGCUACGACAUGGCCAUCGCUAUAGUCAACAAGGCCCGCCAGGGAGUGGAAAGAGGAGAUGCCGCUGCUUGUCCCCCGACGGAGGUGACAAUUGGGGUCUGGAAGUACAUGUGCCACGUGUUUUCCAUGAUGCAAGCUUUCCUUCCGGAAGGAAAGGCAUCGAUUGACUUUGCCAAGGGCUGGAUCCAAAGUAAAACAAACCAUUGAGUCGAGAAAGAUGUCAUAGAUUGGAUUGAGCCCUUGGAGAAUGGGGGAACUAUGAAUGGAUUAAGUAUCUCUACAUUCUUCUUCUUCUCCUGAAAGGAGUUUGGUGUCAAGCAAUGGUGGAUUACUACCUCUCUUUUGCAGCCAUACAAUGCAUGCAUACACUGGUAUCUGAUGGUGAAUUUUAUUUAUUGGAACCUUAAUGUUAGUCUAA
Messenger RNA from Pseudo-nitzschia multistriata, 2155 nucleotides. Lineage: Eukaryota; Bacillariophyta; Bacillariophyceae; Bacillariales; Bacillariaceae. The record is from the annotation of a GenBank genome assembly.